Molecule: messenger RNA, 625 nt
Organism: Arabidopsis arenosa
Lineage: Eukaryota; Viridiplantae; Streptophyta; Magnoliopsida; Brassicales; Brassicaceae
Source: the annotation of a GenBank genome assembly
AGUCGGAGACUGAGAAUCAUCUGAGAUCGGAACGAUAAACCUAAUUUUCCCGAAGAAUCGUCACCAUUAUGUGGAGGAGAAUCGUUUCAACGCAUCUUAAAUCCAUCUCCGCCGUUAGGUCAUGCGCGGCUCCGUCGUGUAGACACGCCGUUGCGGAGUCCACUCACUUUUCUCUCUCGACUCGUGCAUCCUCUAUUCCCGCCCAUUCCUCGAUUUUCUCUCGUCAAAUCGGUUCCGCUGCAGCAGAUACUGCUGUGAAGAAGCGUGUUGAAGAUGUGAUGCCUAUUGCAACUGGUCACGAGAAAGAGGAACUAGAAGCCGAAUUGGAGGGAAGGAAGCUGGACGAUAUAGACUUUCCCGAGGGGCCUUUUGGAACAAAGGAAGCUCCUGCUGUAGUCAAAUCCUACUACGACAUGAGAAUAGUUGGUUGCCCUGGAGGUGAAGGAGAGGAUGAGCAUGAUGUUGUCUGGUUUUGGCUGGAGAAAGGCAAGCAUUUUGAAUGCCCUGUGUGUACACAGUACUUUAAGCUUGAAGUGGUCGGCCCUGGAGGACCUCCUGACGGGCAUGGAGAUGACCAUCACUGAUCCAAGGAAACAAUCUAUUGUAAUAAAAAAGAGUAUGGCUU